AUGAACGCGUACUUCUCCCCUGACGCGGCGUUGACGCCAGAGACGCCGCCGGAGGCUUGCGGCACGAGCGAACCCGCCUUCAAGGCCCUCUUCACCCUCCCGCCCGCUUUCAUCCUCCAGCACGUGCGCAACCGGAACGAAGCGCUGCUGCUGCUGCAGAUCUCCUGUGCCGGGCGCAAGCUGGACCAGCUCGAAUUGGAGGGACGUCUCCUGGAUGCCCGUGAGUGGAGAGACCCGAUCAAAUUGGCCGCCAUCCCCAUCCUGGGCCAGUCGCAUGCCAUCAACCACAGAUCCACCACGUGCGUCGUGGACCAGCUGAAGCGGUGCAUUCGCGAGAUCACCACACUACGGAAUUCCUUGGCCCACUACGCGCAGAUCAACAGCACCUUGGCCGAGGAGCUGAGGGCCGAGGGGUGCGAAGGACUGGCCGGCGACAAGGCCACGCUGGCCGAGGUGGAGCGGGCGCUGCUGAAGCGGCUCAACAACCUGCUGAGCGCACAGCAUCCCUACCAGGGCAGCGGGACGCCCUGGGAAAGCAUCCUGGCCUCGAUUCUCAACUCGCCCUCGUCGUCGUCGUCGUCGGCCUCUUCGGCUUCAUCCGAACCAACAUCUACCUCAACCUCAACCUCAUCUUCAUCGUCUUCUUCAUCUUCUGUCGCUCCACCAGCACUCGACCGAAAAGGCGGGCGUCGACAGGAUCACCGCGAUGAGGCCUACAACGAAGGAGCGGAUGAGAAGAGUGAAAAAGAACGAAAGCGACAGAUGCGAGGAACGCAAGCAGGCCCAACCAUGUCGUCGUUUUCUUCGCUCUUCACGUCGCACACUUCGGAGAUCCAGUUCGCGGUGCAGACCAACCCGAGCAAAGAAGCCAAGGCCAACAGCAAGAGCGGAAGGGAAAAGAUCGAAGAGCGGAAGGGAGAGAGACACGAACGCGGGAAACCAACAGCGACCACCUCAUCAUCGGCCGCAGCGACGUCGACCUCGACCACCGGCGCACUGGCCGCCUCGUCCUCGCCCUACAGCGCUCCGGCGAACGCGCGCGUGGACCGCCAGCGCGGCAGCAGGGAUCUGGCGGCCAGAAGCGCUUCGCACAGCACAACUGACGUACCUGACAUUCCGCCGCAGCCUCCACACCCUGCGUCCCCCUCGUCGUCGUCUCCGUCGUCAUCGUCCUCGUCUUCUUCAUCUUCUUCGUCCUCAUCGUCAACCCCGGCGUCGUCGGCCUCCACGUUCGCGGCGUCGCGCGACAAGGCUGCGAAAGGCCGCGAGAGCCACAGCGACGAGUCGUCGUCCCUCAUCCUCUGCUCGGCCUCCGUGUCCUACUCCCCGCCGCUCAUCGCCUCGCCGGCGUCGCUCACGCGCCAUCGUCGCUCGCCGUCACCUCCGUCCGCCUCCGCGGCUGCGGCCCAGCAGCACUCGGUCUUGCCGUCGUUCCUCUGCUCGUCGUCUACACCGCCGUCGACUUCGCCGCUGCAGCCGCCGCCGCAGCCGCAGCCACUCGAGUUGUCGCCCUCGCCGCCGGCAUCGCUCGCGACGACUCUGGCGUCGCUGGCGAGUGCAGUGUCGCCCAUUCGCCCGGUGGACUCGCCCGGUCGCGGCGAUGGCGGAAGCAGCGGCGGGGGCACGCCGCUCAGGGACAUCCACACGCCGUUCUCGCAGCCCGAGGAGCCUCUCCCGCCGCCGGCCCAUCUCCACGCGGCGAAGAAGAACGAAGAGCGAAAAAAGAACGAAGCGCGAAAGGGGAACGCAAAGGACGGAAAGAGCGAAGACGACGAAGCGAAUGUAAGGGAGGAGCCAACGAGAAAGCGGGGCUACGAGGAAGUGCGAAUAGCGAAAACGAAAACGAAGAAAGUGAGGCGAAGGGACACGCCGCACACUCGAAUUACGGCGAGCAAGAACCAACAGCUGAGCGAUGACGGCAAGAAAGGCGACGAGAAGACCAUCGAAGCCGCUGAAGUGAAUGAGGACCUCGAUAUCGAAGUCGACGAGGAGCUGGAGAUCAUGCUGAAGCGAGACGACGAGGAGGCUGAGGAGGCCGAGAAGCGGCGCGACAACGAGGGCGACUGGCCCUGGCCGUCGACCCUCCUCGACCACUCGCAGCUCACGCCCUUCACCUACUCCUCCCAGGCCGCCGACAUCAACCCGCCCUCCUCCUCCGCCUCCCCGCCACCGCCUCAACCACCGCCCCAACCGCCGCAGCAGCCGAGCCAACAACGACUCGGCGAGCCCCUGCCAGAAGUCGACGAAGACGACGACGUCGAAGAUGGUGAAGAAGAAGGCGACGGUGGCAGGAAUGGGUCCGACUCCUUCCUUCCAGUCACUGUUCGCCGGUCUGUCGCCGUCGCCCGAGCUCGGUUCUUCCGAAGAUGA
Acanthamoeba castellanii str. Neff is the source of this 2370-nucleotide messenger RNA. RefSeq lists its product as uncharacterized. The coding region runs from base 1 to 2370 and encodes 789 amino acids. The transcript has 7 exons. The record is from RefSeq and is a predicted model, not a curated record. Lineage: Eukaryota; Discosea; Longamoebia; Acanthamoebidae.